Cuculus canorus (common cuckoo) is the source of this 4149-nucleotide messenger RNA. It is a transcript of the gene TGFBR2, whose product is annotated as transforming growth factor beta receptor 2. NCBI's taxonomy places the organism in Eukaryota, Metazoa, Chordata, Aves, Cuculiformes, Cuculidae. Gene Ontology annotation, molecular function: transforming growth factor beta binding; type I transforming growth factor beta receptor binding; activin receptor activity. The record is from RefSeq and is a predicted model, not a curated record. Gene Ontology annotation, cellular component: signaling receptor complex; plasma membrane. The transcript is spliced from 8 exons. Bases 202 to 1896 code for a protein of 564 amino acids. Gene Ontology annotation, biological process: cellular response to growth factor stimulus; transforming growth factor beta receptor signaling pathway; protein phosphorylation.
CCGGGCGCUCCGGUCCCCGCCCCGGGAGGGAGGCAGGAGCAAGGGAUCCGGGCUGCACGGAAAGACACGUGUGGGAGAGCCAGACCUGAGAGGGGCUGUCCUCUAACAGAUGAUUGACACCAAACUGGCGCCCAAGUGAAGUUUUCAGUGAGUCACCCGCGGUCCCGAGCGGCGGAGCCGCGCUCCCCCCGCUCCUCCGCGAUGCCCGCCCGGCUGCCCCGGAGCCUCCUGCGCCUCCUCCUCGGGCUGCUCAUGGGCACCUCGGUCCCCGCUCUGCUUCGGGCUGAAAUUAUGUCACCUGUAGACAGAAAUAAGGAAAAUGGAUUGCAAAUGCCGAACCUAUGCAAAUUUUGUGACACUAAAGUAACAACCUGCUCCAACCAAGAUCAGUGCAGGAGCAACUGCAACAUCACUGCAAUCUGCGAGAAGAAUAAUGAAGUCUGUGUAGCUAUAUGGAGGAAAAAUGACGAAAAUGUGACAUUAGAAACAAUAUGCCAUGAUCCCCAGGAAACACUCUAUGGUCACAUGUUGGAUGACUCCACCUCAGAGCGGUGUUUGAUGAGGGAAAAGAAGGAAAAUGGGGGGUUGAUGUUCAUGUGUUCCUGUACAGGUGAAGAAUGCAAUGAUCUGCUCAUUUUUCGAUCAGAUGACCCUCAUAAGCCAGAGGAGAAAGAUGAAAUUUCCAAAGUCACAAUUAUAAGUCUUGUCCCAUUACUGGUGAUUUCUGUUGCUGUGAUUGUUAUCUUUUAUGCCUACCGCACUCAUAAGAAGAGGAAGCUCAACAAGGCAUGGGAGAAGAAUGUUAAGCCCAGGAAACAUAAAGACUGCAGUGAUGUUUGUGCCAUUAUGCUAGAUGAUGACCGCUCGGACAUCAGCUCUACCUGUGCCAACAACAUCAACCACAACACAGAGUUGCUGCCCAUUGAGUUGGACGUUGUUGUUGGCAAAGGAAGGUUUGCUGAAGUGUAUAAAGCCAAAUUGAAGCAAAAUACAUCAGAGCAGUAUGAAACUGUGGCAGUAAAGAUUUUCCCCUAUGAAGAAUAUGCCUCCUGGAAAACUGAGAAAGACAUUUUUUCAGAUGCAAACCUCAAGCAUGAGAACAUCCUCCAAUUCUUGACUGCAGAGGAGCGUAAGACAGAUCUUGGUAAACAGUAUUGGUUGAUCACUGCCUUCCAUGCUAGAGGAAACUUGCAGGAAUAUCUCACACGGCACAUUAUCAGCUGGGAGGACCUCUGGAAAUUGGGUGGGUCCUUGGCCCGAGGGAUUGCCCAUCUACAUAGUGAUCAUACACCCUGUGGUCGCCCCAAAACACCUGUUGUGCACAGAGACCUAAAGAGUUCCAACAUCCUGGUGAAAAAUGAUUUAACCUGCUGUCUCUGUGACUUUGGGUUAUCUCUGAGGCUGGACCCUUCUCUAUCUGUGGAUGACUUGGCUAACAGUGGGCAGGUUGGCACAGCAAGGUACAUGGCCCCCGAGGUUCUGGAGUCCAGGAUGAACCUGGAGAAUGUGGAGUCCUUUAAACAAACAGAUGUGUACUCCAUGGCUUUGGUCCUCUGGGAAAUGACAUCUCGCUGUAAUGGCAUUGGAGAAGUGAAAGAGUAUGAGCCCCCAUUCGGUUCUAAAGUGCGAGAACACCCCUGUGUGGAAAGCAUGAAGGACAACGUCCUGAGAGACAGAGGGCGACCUGAGAUCCCCAGCUCCUGGCUUAACCAUCAGGGCAUCCAGAUGGUGUGUGAAACUCUUAUUGAGUGCUGGGACCACGACCCCGAGGCCCGGCUCACGGCGCAGUGUGUUGCAGAGCGCUUCAGCGAGUUCAAGCACCAUGACAAGUUAUCAGGUAGAAGCUGUUCAGAGGAGAAGAUCCCCGAAGAUGGCUCUGUGACCACCGCCAAGUAGCAGACACCUGAGAGCUCUGAAACGCAGGGAAGUCGCUCCUUAACACAUUCACCUUGGCAAAGGAAGAAGUCUCAAUCAGUGCCUUGACUUUCUUCCUGGAGGACUGAGGCUGUCACUACUCCUUUUAGGCUCUGGCUCUGGACAGAGAGAUGUAUUUGUGGGAAUUAAAAGCCGGGGAGCAAGUGUCGUACCCUAGCAUUGGCUGCCAGCAUCAUGUCAUAGGAGGAGUUAUGUAUGUUAGGACUUCCUCAGGAAAUGAGUUUUGAAAAUAGCCAAUAACAUUAUGCACUUUAUUAAUGCCUGUAUAUAACUAUGAAAUUGCUAAUUAUAUAUAUAUACAUAUAUAUAUAUAUAAAAUGUGUGUGUGUGUGUGUGUAUGUGUGUGUAUAUCUAUAUAUCUAUAAACAGCCAUGCUCUGGAAAAAAAGAAUUGAAAUAAAAAAAAACGUGCUUCUAGGAAAUUACCGGUGCAUGAGAGAUCCCUCCCUGCUUCGGGAAGUAGCCUGGGGAGACUGGCAUAGCAGGACACCAGCAAUUGUGUGCUAAGCACUCAAAGAUAGGAACAGGAGGUGAUAAGAAGACAGCUUUCAAAGCAUGUGCUGUGAACACCUGGCUGUGACCCGGCAGUUCACAGUUGCGGGACGAAUGUCACAGCAGACAGGCCAAUUUGGCUUUGCAGUCGUACCUAUGCAUUCAUGUCUGCAGCAUGUUUUAGACGGUUCAGGGAUGCCUUUGCUCUCACCUUAACCCCAGAGUCUUCAUAACGUCCCAGAACUAGGAUGUAAGGAGGUUUGGUACCUCCCACACGUGUGUUUCCAUACAGAGGUCAUUCGUGUUAUAUGUUUAUUGCUUUAAUUCAUGCUGUUUGCAAGGAGGUUACAAAAUAUCAGGCGGUUAAGUUUCCCCCCAAACCAUAUCAAACAAGAGAGGGCCAACAAUAAUCCAAGCAGAUGGUUUGUAUUUGCUGUGCAUUCUAAGUGCAGGCAAUACUGGGGUUUUUUUUUCCUUCCUUUUACCUUGAUUGUGCUGCUGUAAGAACAGACAUUUUUUUUCGCUGUACAUCUAAUCCCUAGACAUACCACAGUCUGACUCUGUUCCACGGUGUCUACAGAAAAGUAAGUGAAAAUGACCAGUGCCUUUAUUUUUACAAAAGGACUUGGAGAUGAAGGAAAGCUUUGUAGCGUUAGGCUAAUGACAUAUCCUGCCCUCAGAACUGCUUGCUCAAAGGACUGCCCUCAGCAAGUCAACAAUUAACAGAAAAAAAACUAAAACAGGUAAAGAUUAUUUAUUCCAAAAGGAUCCCUCAGACAUUGCUUACAUUCUUUCAGUUCUCAAAAAUGUUUUAAGACCAUUGACAUCACAUUGGGUCUACGUAAAUGAUAGCAAUGUGUUUAAUAAGUGCUAACAAUUUUGUCUUCAGGAGUUUUGCAGUGAUUUUUUUUCCCCUUUUUUCUUCCUCGUGGCACAAGCGGGCCUUGGAAAUUAGACAUUGAGCCAGCACAAACCAGUCCUGUACAGAAGUAUCUGGUGCCAUUUAUUAAACACCUUUGACAGAUAAAUAUUGAUAUUUCUCAAGAUUAUGUUGUGUAAGUCAUCAAAAAUUCAAAUUCAAGGAAUCAAAAAUUCAAAAGCAAGUUAAAAGUUACGGUGACAGAUAUUUUAUUUGAAAUGGUUUUGUAUCUGCUUGUUUUUUAUUUUAACUGAACUACUUAGAAAUAUUUAAACAGCAGGGCAAAACCUCAACAACUACAGUGAAAUUCAGAGGAUACUAUGUAAAAUUUUAGGCAGGGGGAUGGGGUGGAGGUGUGUGUUAAAAAAAGAGGGAAAAUUGGGCAAGUGGGGGGGCAGGAGGUGGGGCCAGCGGCCCUCUAGCAACACCCAAAGCCUUGAUGCUGCUGCUGUUGCCUGGUUGUCUGGAGCAGGAUGAGGGGAGAGGGGAUGUCAUGGCCCGUUUUUCUUCCUCCAUCCACGCUGAAGGUCAAGGAAUGAUGUCUGGUAGUUCCUGACAAUACUGACAUUUUUAUGGUCUUUUUUACUACUACAUGUAAAGGAAAGUUGUAAUUCUUUUAAGGAAUAUUUCACCUGUACAUCAUGUAUGAAAUAGGAAUGUGAACAUUAUAUAUUCUUGUAUAUCAAAUGUUUCAAGCACUUAACUUGCUUUGAAAACAGUUUUGACAUUUUUGAGGGGCUGUUUUGUUUUGUUUUGUAUACAUCAAAUGUUUAUCGGAGCAAAUAAAAUAACACAGACUCAAGU